AUGCACAGAGCCCCAUUCCUUUUCUGCUCCUGUCCUUUUUACGAUGCCGCCAUCUCCACGAUAGCUACAACCAACGGCUCUGAUCACAGCAAGCGGAACCGAAAAACCGAGAUCCCGCUGUCGGAACUUAAGAGUGUAACACCCAGCGGAAAGCUCCCACAGCAACAUGUCUGUAAGGAGGAGGAGGUUCUUGCUGACCAGCAGCUCUGUAACCAGGAGAGGAACUCCAUUCUGGACCAAGAGGACCCAGAGCCUCCACAGAUUAAAGAGGAACAGGAGGAACUCUGCACCAGUCUGGAGGGAGAACAGCUGGUGCUGAAGCAGGAGACCGAAACCUUUAUGUUGACUCCUACUUGUGAUGAAAGUGAAGAUCAGACUCUGGACUUGAGUCCUGAUGAAACUCAGAGAGAAGCAGAGAAAGAGCAUGUUGUCAGCAUGUCAGUUAAAAGUUCUGUGCAACCGGAACCAAACAGUGACGACCAGCUGCUCCCUCACAACUCUGAUGUAGCUGAGAGCCAAGAUCACAAAGGAGGCAAACAUGGAGACUCAGGAUCAACUAGAAAAGCAGAGCCAAAACUAAAGAAGAGACCUCACAGAAAAAAAAAUCAAACUAACAAUGAAGACAACUCUACCACAAUAAAGAUUCACAGAAAUACUGAUACAGGGGAACAGUCCUUCGAGUGCGACACUUGUGGGAAAAGAUUCUCUGUGAUCGAAAAAUUGAGAUGGCAUUUAAGAGUCCACACAAGUGAGAAGCCGUACCCAUGCGACACCUGUGGGAAAAGAUUCCGUGCGCCAUCCUCAUUAAAUGCGCAUAUGAGAGUCCACACAGGUGAGAAACCAUACCCAUGUACCACUUGUGGGAGAAGAUUUAGUGACAUGACAACAGUGAAAAGACAUAUAAGAACACAUACAGGAGAGAAGCCGUUUGCAUGUAACAUUUGUGAGAAAAGAUUCAAUGAUUCGAGCGCAUUAAAAGUGCAUAUGAGAGUCCACACAGGUGAGAGGCCGUACCCAUGUAACAUCUGUGAGAAAAGAUUCACUGUGGCGGAGCAUUUAAAAUUGCAUAUGAGAGUCCACACAGGUGAGAAUCCGUACAAGUGCACAACUUGCGGGAAAGAGCUGAGACGUAAACAUAACUACAAGAACCACAUGAGAAAGCACGCAAUGCAAGAAGAUUCUAGGCGUCAUGCCAAGGAGUCUCCACUGAAGGAGAAGAGUGAAGCUUCUACGAAACUAUGCUAAUUUAAAAAAAAAAAAAAAAACAAACAAACAAAAAAAAGCUGUGAAAUGCCAUCUGCCAUGCCGGUGGAAAGCUUGCAUUUUGCUAGUCUGAAGAUGUGACUCAGAACAAUAGGAGGUGAAACCUCAGAAUCUAGAGUCAUGAGUUGAGGAUCAAGCCGAGGUAUCAAGUUUUAAGUAUUCGUGUAAAACCUUCAUCAACUUGUUUAAACCCUCGUGCUUUCAUGAUUUGCAAUUUCAAUUGGCAAUUCAAAACUAAGUUGUUGUACUGUUGAUUUGAUUCACUGCUUCUCAAGUAACAGUCAUCUCAUCUGUUUAUAAGGUCUCUCAUACCAACUACACAAUAGAUAACUCUGCAUCAUUCACUAGCCAUAGCCGUGUGUACCAGUGUCUGUAAAAUGUUGUAGUGUUUAGUACUUGUAGCUUUAGUAUUAGUAAGAAAUGUGUAUGUAAUCAAA
Messenger RNA from Thunnus maccoyii (southern bluefin tuna), 1700 nucleotides. Its product is annotated as zinc finger protein 391-like. Gene Ontology annotation, biological process: regulation of transcription by RNA polymerase II. Gene Ontology annotation, molecular function: RNA polymerase II cis-regulatory region sequence-specific DNA binding; DNA-binding transcription factor activity, RNA polymerase II-specific. Gene Ontology annotation, cellular component: nucleus. Bases 1 to 1245 code for a protein of 414 amino acids. Lineage: Eukaryota; Metazoa; Chordata; Actinopteri; Scombriformes; Scombridae. The transcript is spliced from 3 exons. The record is from RefSeq and is a predicted model, not a curated record.